Molecule: messenger RNA, 273 nt
Organism: Oppiella nova
Lineage: Eukaryota; Metazoa; Arthropoda; Arachnida; Sarcoptiformes; Oppiidae
Source: the annotation of a GenBank genome assembly
GGAGUUCUGUGCGGACUGUUUGCCGGAGAAUUUUUUGGGGUAUGGGUUUUGAUCGGUUCGCUCAUAAAUCCUAAACAACAGCCAUUUAUGGAGACUUCCAUAGAGGAUUGUCCAGCACAUAUGUUGGUCAACUUUACCCGAACCACCAGUUCUACCAUUGAGUCGGAAGGCAUACUGAGUCUGUAUCACAUCGCAUAUCUAUUAGUUCCUGUCUUUGGUUUUGCAAUUAGUCUUUCGAUCGGCGCUAUAAUGAGUCUACUCUCAGGUCAUUAG